Molecule: messenger RNA, 1465 nt
Organism: Python bivittatus (Burmese python)
Lineage: Eukaryota; Metazoa; Chordata; Lepidosauria; Squamata; Pythonidae
Gene: ANKRD37
Product: ankyrin repeat domain 37
Cellular component (GO): cytoplasm
Molecular function (GO): protein binding
Source: RefSeq, a predicted model, not a curated record
UUGCACAGCGCCGCAUGGCUGCCGCACCUGUCCUCAGUCUUUCCGGCUUCCUCCUAUCUCAUAAGCAUAACAAGCACCGGAUGCUUGAGCAAAGCCAGUCCGCUCCCGCGCCAAACCGCGCUCUGCUUUGCGUACGUGCAGAAGCCGGUGCGCGGCAGAGGGGCGGGGCUGCAACCCGAGCGUGCGUUCCUGGGCUGAGGCUGCCCGUCCUGGCAUCAGCUACGCCAGCAUGCCCGAGGAAGCAGCGCUCCAGAAGCCCUGCCGCAACUUCUCGCGACAAGUGUACUGAAGAAGAGCAACAAUGCUGCUGUGGGACAGCAACCCCGAGCCUCGCGGCCCGAGCCCUCUCUUGAAAGCAGGGACCGAAGUGAACCUGGCGGCCGCCGCCUUUGUCCAGUCUCCAGCUCAUCUCGCAGCCGGUGGAGGCCAUGCCUUCUUCCUGCUUUGGCAGUUCCAGACAGGAGCCAAUCUGGACCAACAGGAUUGGCUUGGAGAAACUCCAAUCCAUAAGGCAGCGAAAGUUGGGAGUUUGGAAUGUCUGACUUUACUAGUGGCCAGUCAGGCGAGCAUUGACUUGCGCAAUAAUAAUGGUCAAACAGCAGAAGACCUUGCACUGGCUUUUGGAUUUUUGGAGUGCGCCCAGUUCCUCAUGAGAGUGAAGCAGAUUCAGAGCAAGAAAGCAGAAGCACAGUGUGACUCUUCCUUGCAUGACAGCGAUGAAUCCAUCCAUACAGAUGCCACCACAAGACAGAAACGAGCAUGUGAAAUGAAUAGACCCAUCGGCAAAAAGAGAAGGAAAUCAAAUGGUAAGGGGGUUUCUUCAAAGCACAACAUUAAAGUCUAGUGCAAUUAAAUUGCACUAGUGAAAUUUCAGCCUGAUUGAACAUCUGUCAAAUUGAUUAUUUACUAUCUUGUACAUUGUCAGAACUAGUUUGGGGGGACCUCUUAUUUAAGGAAACAUGGUACAGUAAUAUACAAAGUGCUUUACCCACAUCCAAAAACAGCUAUAAUUAUAUUUUGAUCCAGGGAUAUAUAACUUGAUGAAAUAAGUAAUGUGGUUGUGUAGCGGCCUUAGGGCUGAGCAUACCACCUUUUCAAGGAAUGGAUUCUGUGGCGGCUACUAUCUCCUUUGACAUUUUGAGGAUAUAGCUCCAAACUUUCCUUUUUAAAUCUAAAACAUAUAGCUGUACUCUUAUGAAUUUAUUAGUUUUGUAUACUUAUUGCUUUCUCUCUCUUUUCUAAGUUUUCUGUUGAUAAUUGCCAUUUUUAAUGUGGUGUUCAGCACUCUAGGAAUUUUAAUCAGUUUAGGAUGCAAUUUUGUAUGUCUACUUAAAGAUAAAUUCUGAGUUCAGUGAAACUUAAUUCUAGGCAAAUGGAUACAGCCUUAGUGAUAAUUUUAUUGUUAACAUUCUUUUUGUACCCUGCCCUCAGUCAGUACUUGUUGGAAAAAUAAUUAAAAUAUCUA